Messenger RNA from Ylistrum balloti, 1107 nucleotides. Its product is annotated as FMRFamide receptor-like. Gene Ontology annotation, molecular function: G protein-coupled receptor activity. Gene Ontology annotation, biological process: G protein-coupled receptor signaling pathway. Lineage: Eukaryota; Metazoa; Mollusca; Bivalvia; Pectinida; Pectinidae. Gene Ontology annotation, cellular component: membrane. The transcript has a single exon. The record is from RefSeq and is a predicted model, not a curated record. The coding region runs from base 4 to 1107 and encodes 367 amino acids.
CGCAUGACAAGAUUUAUCGCUCAGAACAUAUUAGCUCCAGUAUUGGUUACAUCCGGUGUCAUCGGAAAUAUAUUCAACAUAGUCGUUCUAAAGAGUCCAAAGAUGAAAAGCUCAACAAACGUUUAUCUCAUGGCACUAGCAAUCUGUGAUUCAAUGUAUCUCAUAUUCAUGUUUCUAUUGUCUUUUUUUAACUGUGAAAACAAAAAUCAGUUGAAAUUUAUCUUCUACACUGUUCCGUUUGGACGCGUGUUUUCCGAUCUUUUUGGUAAUACGGCCGUAUGGCUGACAGUUGCGUUUACCCUGGAGAGGUAUAUAGGUGUAUGCCAUCCGAUGAAAGGGAAAGCCUGGUGUACUAUUGGAAAAGCAAAGUUGGCUGUUAUUUUCGUAUUUAUCAUUUCACUUGUCAAUACAUUUCCGGAGUUCUUUGAGCUUGAAAUCGUGGAAUAUGGUGAUAUUGGAAAUGAAAAGUCUACUGUAUUGAAAUGUCAAACUACGAGAUUUGGGAGUACUUCUAGCUACCAAAUCGGAUAUUUUUGGUGGUAUGUGGCGUUUUUCAAUUUCCUUCCUCUGAUUUUGCUAGCAGUAUUUAACAGUAUAUUGAUAUUGUCUGUUUGGAAGGCUAAUAAAACUAGACGUACAUUAUCGAAUUCAACCGUCAUCGGUGAAACAACAAGGCAAGCAACAGAACAACAAAAAGUGACUACUAUGCUGAUUUCGGUAGUGAUUAUCUUUCUGCUGUGCCAGCUCCCGUGGGCAAUACUUUUGCUGUACAAAGCAUAUAUAUCGGCCAAUGAUAUCCACUCGCAUGGCGACAGCUUAAGAAUAGCUGGCAAUGUGUGUAAUUUGUUAGUGGAAUUCAAUUCUUCUGUUAACUUUUUACUGUAUUCAUAUUUCAGUAGUCGAUUUCGACGUACUUUUCAGAGUAUUUUUUGCAAAUGGAGACGGGAAAGGGACCGGCGGAGAUCUCUCUCCAGUUCCUCUGAUACCUUUCGGAAAUCCUCAUCCUCCAAAGACAGCACGACAGUCACUUCUGUGUCUUCUUAUAGAUCUAAAAGGAUGUUAUCUGACGUCUCAGUAAGAGAAAAUCUUAUUAGUCAGAAAUUGUAA